Molecule: messenger RNA, 1541 nt
Organism: Daphnia carinata
Lineage: Eukaryota; Metazoa; Arthropoda; Branchiopoda; Diplostraca; Daphniidae
Exons: 4
Coding region: 317-871 (184 amino acids)
Source: RefSeq, a predicted model, not a curated record
CAGCGUACACGGGCAGCUCAGUGUUGCAGAUCAGAGCCGACGGUGCGGUUCGUCCGUCUCUUCGGUCCUCUGCCUGUCUACUAUUUUUUUUUUUUGUGUGUGUGUUCACGUGCGUGAGCUAUCACAAGAUACACUCCUCGUGUUUGAAUAGCGAUUGUGAAUUGUGAGCUUCCGGAUCUCUCGUCAAAACUUGAAUUUUUAGAACCACCUGUCGCUGAAUGCAACUAGGAAAAAAGAACAACCACCACCGCACGUUGAAGAAGCCAAACAAACUAGUCAGUUUUGUUAGAUCAAGGUGCUGGAAAAAAUUCCUGAGAUGAAUCCCGGCUUCUUCAUCACCUUGCUGUUUGUGCUGAGUGGAUCGUUGCUGAUUGACUGCAGGCACGUCACGUUGGCAAGGUCUUCAACCAGUCUCGUUAACGAUAAUAAACAGCAAACUGGCCAGCAGGCGGCCAAAGAUCGUUACGAUAAUGAGGCACAAGAAGGUUUCGACAGCUCGGAGCUCUUUGACGGCCUAACGUUGGCCUCUUACGGGGAUCGAAAUUACGAACCGGUCCCGAAAUUGGAAAAUCGCCAAUUUCCACGGGUGUUCAACGAUUUUGGACCGUACAUGGGAAAGUUCAUCUACAGGUUGAUCGUUCGGCGGGCACUAAUUAAGCCGAUGGUGAAAGGAAUGAAAAAACUCGUUCCAGGCAGCAUGUACCACUACUACAAUAACAUUAUGCUGAGCAAUCGAAUUUUUCAAAUGAUGGAACCACUUUCACCCGCCAUCUCGUCCUACACGUACAGCAAAUUUGAGCAGGGCGUGUUCUGGAGCUUAAGACGUGCUGGAACGUUUGUCAUGGACAAUUUUAUCGAAUUCGAAAGAUAAUCAAAACAAUAGUAAUGACUACAAACAUUGAGGGCCGGUUUGUUCUUUUGUUUUUUUUCUUUUUUUGUUGUCAAAAAUGUGGAAUUCAUGUCCAGGUUUGCGUGUGGGUUUUCAUUGUUCAAAUUCUUGUCAUUUUAUCACGACGUCUUUGCCUAGAUGAUAGAGCCGUUUUCCACAAAGAACACGGCCGCAUAGGCUCAAAAUCGACUAUAGAUUUGACGAAUAUUUUUCUUAAAAAAAAACUGAGAAGCCAUAUGUAGUCCUCACAUGUUGAUAGUCGAAAUCAAAUUAUCCUUUUUUUUUACGUAACGGGUUUGUCUAAUCGACGACAUCUAACUAUGACUACGUGCUCAAUCCUGGUGCCCCCAAGCUUCAAUUUGAAUUGUGCGCGUACAUUGUCGACAGUGAUGGAACUAAACUAUUUUUGAACUAUGAUGAAUUUUUUUGAAAAAGAAAUUGUGUUAGUUUAGCCCGAGAUAAUUUUAAGUGAUUUAUUUAUUUUUAUUUUUUUAACGUAGUGAGAUUUCUGUAUUGGUGCAAUAAUGACGAGCUUUUUGAUGUUGGAUAAGUUUUGUUCCAUUAUUUUUUGUAAUACGGAUGACGGAAUCUGGAUGGUUCAAUUCCUACUAGUUAAACAGAAUUUGCAUUUCAAACUGGCGCCCCAUUUUAG